AUGCUAAAAAUCCUCCUCCCAACCCUCCUUCUACCCCCAACAGCUCUCUUAUCCCCAACUAAAUUCCUAUGAAUUAAUACUACAACCCACAGCCUAAUAAUUGCCCUCCUCAGCCUACACUGACUCCUCCCAACCUACUACCCAAGUAAAACCCUAACCCAAUGAACAGGCAUAGACCAAAUCUCCUCCCCCCUCCUAACACUCACCUGCUGAUUGCUACCCCUCAUAAUCCUAGCAUCCCAAAAUCACCUUCAACAUGAACCCACCCCACGAAAACGAAUUUUCAUCCUAACCCUCACCCUCACUCAACCUCUUAUUAUCCUAGCAUUCUCAGCCACAGAACUUACACUAUUCUAUGUCUCAUUCGAAGCAACUCUAAUCCCAACCCUGGCCCUGAUCACUCGAUGAGGAAAUCAACCAGACCGUCUAAGUGCAGGAAUUUACCUACUAUUUUACACCCUUAUCAGCUCCUUACCAUUACUGGUCACAAUCCUAGCCCUACACUCACAAACUGGCACCCUCCACCUCCUAAUAAUAAAACUCAACCACCCCACCAUACCACACUCAUGAACAGGCCUCUUAUCAACCCUAGCCCUACUCCUAGCGUUCAUAGUAAAAGCACCCCUUUACGGACUUCACCUAUGACUCCCCAAAGCCCACGUAGAAGCACCGAUCGCAGGGUCCAUACUACUCGCAGCUCUCCUCCUAAAGUUAGGAGGAUAUGGCAUCAUACGAAUAACCCUAUUAAUAAACCCCCUACUAAACCAUCUACACUACCCAUUCAUUGCCCUAGCACUAUGAGGAGCACUAAUAACCAGCUCAAUUUGUUUACGACAAAUUGACCUGAAAUCACUCAUUGCUUAUUCAUCCGUAAGUCACAUAGGACUCGUAAUCGCAGCCAGCAUAAUCCAAACCCCCUGAUCAUUCUCAGGGGCAAUAAUCCUCAUAGUAUCCCAUGGCCUGACCUCCUCAAUACUAUUCUGUUUAGCCAAUACCAACUACGAGCGGACACACAGCCGAAUCCUCCUAAUAACACGAGGCCUACAACCCCUUCUCCCACUAAUAGCAACUUGAUGACUACUAGCAAACCUCACAAACAUAGCACUACCCCCCACCACCAACCUAAUGGCAGAACUAACCAUCAUUACCGCACUAUUCAACUGGUCCACCCCAACAAUUCUUCUAACUGGAACAGCAACCCUAAUAACAGCCUCGUACACCCUCUACCUCCUCCUCACAACCCAACGAGGAACCACCCCAACCCACAUCACCUCCUUACAAAAUUCUAACACACGAGAACAUCUCUUAAUAAUUCUACACAUCCUCCCCCUAAUCCUACUCAUCCUUAAACCCAAUCUCAUAUCCGGCAUCCCCCAAU
Molecule: messenger RNA, 1378 nt
Organism: Falco peregrinus (peregrine falcon)
Lineage: Eukaryota; Metazoa; Chordata; Aves; Falconiformes; Falconidae
Source: the annotation of a RefSeq genome assembly